Messenger RNA from Vicia villosa (hairy vetch), 594 nucleotides. RefSeq lists its product as uncharacterized. Bases 1 to 594 code for a protein of 197 amino acids. Lineage: Eukaryota; Viridiplantae; Streptophyta; Magnoliopsida; Fabales; Fabaceae. The transcript has 2 exons. The record is from RefSeq and is a predicted model, not a curated record.
AUGGGGUUUCGUGAAAAGUGGAUGAAAUGGAUGGAUGCUUGCAUUUUCACGAGUCACGUGUCCUCUUUGGUGAAUGGUAGUGCCAUGAAAGAUUUUAAGGUCCAGAAGGGUUUGCGCCAAGGGGAUCCUUUGUACCCGUUCCUCUUUGUUUUAGCAAUGGAAGGGUUAACCGUUUUAGUGAGAAAAUCGGUGGAGAUGGGUGACUUUAAACCGUUCAAGUAUGGAGAAGAGGGGUAUGUGGACAUUCUUCAAUUUGCAGACGAUACGGUCAUCCUUGGUGAAUCUUCUUGUGAUAAUCUUUGGAGCAUGAAAUUCUUUUUGAGAGGUUUCGAGCUUCUAUUGGGUUUGAAAAUCAACUUUUCUAAAAGCAAUGUUUUCGGUGUGAAUAUAGAUAUUUUAUCUUGGGAAAAUGGAGCCUUCUCGUGGAACUCGAACUCCCUUUUCAGGGUUGAUAUUGGUGUUGUUUCUAUACCAGAGGCUGCUGUUGCCUCCGCACAGUGGUGCUUGCAUCUGAGUAUGAUGGUCACAGUGUUUCUGGUUCAGUCAGAGCAGGAUAAGUUCAUAUGGAGAUUGAAUACUCUCGGGAAUUUCUGA